UGCACCUGCAGACAGCUCCUCCUCGUUCACUCUUGGUCGCCCAUGAGCUUCACACGCGCCACCCGGCCAUUCCACAAGGUCCUUGUUCGUUCUAUAAAGCCGUCAUUGCCGCGACCGCCUUCUAGAGCCAUGCAUAUCCAGUCGCUUCCUAUGUGGACUGGGAAGGGCAAUAACUAUGCCUACCUGGUAACCGAUGAGCCGACAAAGCAGUCGGUUAUUAUCGAUCCUGCUAACCCGCCGGAGGUUGUCCCGGAGUUAGAGGCCCAAACCAAGGCCGGGAAGAUCAAUCUGACGGCUAUUGUAAACACGCAUCACCACUGGGAUCACUCAGGCGGCAACAACGAGGUGCUCAAGGCCUUCAAAGUCCCCAUCAUUGGCGGCAAAGAUUGCCAGUCUGUUACGAGAACCCCAGCCAACGGGGAGGUCUUCAAAAUCGGAGACCGCAUCUCCGUGACGGCGCUGUACACCCCGUGCCACACGCAAGAUAGCAUUUGCUACUUCAUGCAGGACGGGAAUGACAAGGCUGUUUUUACCGGCGAUACGCUUUUCAUUGGCGGAUGCGGCCGGUUCUUCGAGGGUACUGCGCCUGAAAUGCAUAAGGCGUUGAACGAGACGCUGGCUGCUCUUCCGGAUGACACAAAGGUUUAUCCUGGACACGAGUACACCAAAGGCAACGUCAAGUUCUGCCUUGCGGUAUCGCAGUCUGAGCCCAUCAAGAAGUUGCAGGCUUUCGCGGAUGCGAACAAGCAGACACAGGGCAAGUUCACGAUUGGCGAUGAGAAGCUUCAUAACGUGUUCAUGCGUGUCACCGACCCCGAGAUCCAGAAGAAAACAGGAAAAACAAACCCCGUCGAUGUCAUGGCUGCUCUGCGCGAGAUGAAGAACGCAAUGUAAUGACCAACUCUACUCAAUUUCAAACAAGUCCAAAGAAUAUGAAUGCCAUUCAAAUAUAAUUCAAGUAUAAACUACGUGUGUAAUUUGAUUGUUUCCCGUCUUACCACCCAGCCUCCCAUUCCCAUAGUUAAAUGGGGUCCAAGCCGGGCUAUCGUUCAGGGACUCUGGCCAAAGACCAGAUCUGUAUAGAAUUCAUCUUGCUUCUGUGUCCAC
This is a messenger RNA of Aspergillus versicolor CBS 583.65, 1107 nucleotides long. RefSeq names its product hydroxyacylglutathione hydrolase. NCBI's taxonomy places the organism in Eukaryota, Fungi, Ascomycota, Eurotiomycetes, Eurotiales, Aspergillaceae. Gene Ontology annotation, molecular function: hydroxyacylglutathione hydrolase activity. The transcript has 8 exons. The record is from RefSeq and is a predicted model, not a curated record. Bases 43 to 894 code for a protein of 283 amino acids.